Molecule: messenger RNA, 267 nt
Organism: Puccinia graminis f. sp. tritici CRL 75-36-700-3
Lineage: Eukaryota; Fungi; Basidiomycota; Pucciniomycetes; Pucciniales; Pucciniaceae
Exons: 2
Coding region: 1-267 (88 amino acids)
Source: RefSeq, a predicted model, not a curated record
AUGUUUCAGCCCUGUCACAGGUGUGACAGGGCCCGAUUGGCGAUAAGUGUGCCCUCUCCCCGCCGUAGCUCCUUCCUCUCCGUGGGUAUCUCUCCAUCCCCCCUCGUCCGAUCCGCCACCGUCUCUCUCGUGCUGGAAUUCGACUGGCCGCCACUCAUCUCGUCUUCGACCGCGUCACUCGACCAAUGGUGUAUCCAUCUGGACAGUUUGACAGUUGCUGCGUUCCAACAGAUACAUGACGCCACCGUCGAUCUUCAUCCGUACUAG